GACGGGGCGUGUGCGGCCGUGCCGGCGGCGGGGACACGGGCUGCGUGCCCGGCUCCGGGGACACCUUCUGCGGGCACAAAGGCUGCCGAGCGCUCCCGGCGCCGGCAGCGGGACACGCGAAGGGGCGCACGGCCGUGCCUGGCUCCGCCGCCGUCGGGGGCGGGGAGCGCGGCGGAGAACCGAAAGUGAAGGGAAGGCAGCGGCCGGCGGGGCAUCCCGGUGAACCUCCGCUGUUGUUCGGGUAAAUCGCCGGGGCUGGGCGGCACAGAGCCCCGCGUCCCGUCCGAUGCCCCGGGCGGGCAGCCCCGGCCAUGCCGUGCCGCAUGCCCGGCGUGGCCGCCGUGCCCGCGCUGCUCGUCAGCUGGUCCUCGGCCGCCUUCAUCAUCUCCUACGCCAUCGCCGUGCUGGCGGGGCACGUCGAGCCCCUCGUUCCGUACAUCAGUGACACUGGAACUAAACCUCCUGAGAGUGGUGUUUUUGGUUUUAUGAUUAAUAUUUCAGCACUUCUAGCUGCAAUUACAAUGUACAUCAGAUACUUAUUAAUAGAGAAGCAAAAUGAAUCAUCACACUUUGUUAGGUCUUCAUGCAAUAUGUUUACAUUAUGUGUGGGAUUGAUGGGCUGCACUGGAAUGGGCAUAGUUGCAACUUUUCAGGAGCUGGCUGUUCCCAGUGUCCAUGACAUAGGAGCUUUGGUGGCAUUUGGCUCGGGUGUUGUAUACAUCACACUUCAGUCUAUAAUCUCUUACAAGUCCUGCCCACGAUGGAACACUCAAUUUGUGUGCCACAUUAGGAUGGCCAUAUCUGUCAUAUCAUGCAUUGCUUUUAUUCCCAUGAUUGUGUUUGCUUCCAAAAUUUCCAUGACAAAAAUUGAUUGGACUCCAGGUGAAAAGGAUUAUACUUACCAUUUCAUGAGUGCAAUCUGUGAAUGGACAGUGGCCUUUGGUUUCAUCUUCUUCUUUUUAACAUUCAUUAGAGAUUUUCAGAGAUUUUCUUUAAGGAUAUCAACAGAAAUACAUGAAGACUCCUGAUAGUGAAAAACCAACAUUUUAUACCUAUGGAUAUUCUAGCUUUCUUUUUACUUAUAGAAAAAGUGGCAGAGGAACAGGGAUUGAAAGGUUGUAAUAAGACCCUAUGCCAUCAACUCUGCAGCUGCAACCACUACAAGAUUUUAAAACUCAGAGCAAGGUUCCUCCUGCAUUUUUGAAAUAUUUUUAGACAUUUUUUAUGGUUUGGUAUAUUAAAAAUACUGUAACAAAAGCAAUAUCUGGAAGCACCCGAAAAUUCAAGGACUUGAUCACCUCAGCUCUUCCAUUUUGGACAUAUCUGAACUUUUUAAUUUGCUGUAGUGUGAUUAGUAGCAUUAGUUUUUAACUUGAGAAAGUACAUUUUGCAAAGAGGGAAGUGUAAAGGCAAUGGAAAUCACUGGGAUGGAAUUCCUACUCUUAAUUUGCAAGGGCUGGAGAAGAUGGUGAGAGCAGGAGUGGGCAUCUUUGUUUGAAGAAAUUUGAAGUUAUGCUACAUAUUAUGCUACCAUGCUACAUAUUUCUGACACUGGGCACUGUACUUCAAAUGCAAAUGCUAAGAGAAAUUUAUAUUGCUUGAAAAAUGUUUUCUAAUCAUUGCAGUACAUGGGAAAAUCCACCCCUUUUUCCCUUUUAUGCACUGAUGGCCACAGGAAACAAAACAUGGAAAUGGGAAUAGAAAGUAAAUUUAUAUUUAAGCAUGAUGUACUAAAGAGAAAUCUUAUUGCAAUUUGGUUAAUAUAAAGCAAAGUUUACUAGCCUGUGUUUUAAUCUACAAUGGAGUGAAGAAGGUCUCAAAAAAAAGUUUGGGAAUUAUUGGAAAAUAAGAAGAGGUACCAGUAGUUUUCAGGUGCUUAGAAAUAAAUGUAUGGGUAUUUUAUGCAGAAAACUGAAUUAAAAAACAAACGUGGAGAGCAUCUGUAAUGAAGAUAUUUGCUGCUAUAGAUUUACUUCUGUAAUUAAAGACUUGGAAAGGAACUAAUUGAGAAGUCAGAUAUUUAAAGCAUCUGCAGGCAAAAGGCUCUUUCAUGGACUGAUUCAUCACCUUCAUUCAGUUCAUUAACCACUUGGUUGUCAAUUAUGUUCUCUGAAAAUUACAUUUUCCAUACUCUCUCAUAGUUUAUGCAGAAAUAUUGAUGAUUUUCAGAUGCUAAUAUCCACUAAUGUGUGUUUUGGAGAGUGAUGUCUUAAGAUUAGCCAUCUGUUGAUACUUCUUUUAAUGUGUAUUUUAAACUGUAUUAAAUUCAAUUGUUUCACAACUUAAA
Oenanthe melanoleuca is the source of this 2287-nucleotide messenger RNA. RefSeq names its product DNA damage regulated autophagy modulator 1 (gene DRAM1). The coding region runs from base 312 to 1028 and encodes 238 amino acids. The record is from RefSeq and is a predicted model, not a curated record. The transcript is spliced from 7 exons. Gene Ontology annotation, biological process: regulation of autophagy. Lineage: Eukaryota; Metazoa; Chordata; Aves; Passeriformes; Muscicapidae. Gene Ontology annotation, cellular component: lysosome.